This is a messenger RNA of Prunus avium (sweet cherry), 1890 nucleotides long. Lineage: Eukaryota; Viridiplantae; Streptophyta; Magnoliopsida; Rosales; Rosaceae. The record is from RefSeq and is a predicted model, not a curated record.
AUGGAUCCUUUUGAAGGUGUAUCCGAAAGUGCUGAAGGUGGAGUUGUAGAAGUUAGAAUCGAUGUGGUUGAUUCAGAUCCAUCAAACAACAAUAAUGCAACUCAGACUGGUAAGCGGCGUAGAAAACUUACAUCAGCGGUAUGGACUCAAUUUGAAAUUCUGCCUGUAGAUGAAAAUAAUGAGCAGAGAGCAAAGUGUAUGAAAUGUGGUCAAAAAUAUUUGUGUGAUAGUAGAUAUGGUACUGGAAAUUUGAAGCGUCAUAUUGAGUCUUGUGUGAAAUCUGAUACCCGUGAUUUAGGCCAGUUAUUAUUAUCUAAAUCUGAUGGGGCUAUCAUAACAAGGUCUUCCAAGUUCGAUCCUUUCAAGUUUCGUGAAUUAUUAGUGAUGGCAAUUAUCAUGCAUGACCUACCCUUUCAGUUUGUUGAGUAUGCGGGAAUUAGGAAACUGUUUAAUUAUGUUUGUGCUGAUAUUAAACUGGUAUCUCGUAAUACUGCAAAGGCUGAUGUGUUGAGUCUUUAUAAUAUCGAAAGAGCUAAGCUUAAGGAAAUUUUGAUUUCAGUUCCUGGAAGAUUGAGUGAUUCUAAUUACAAACAUUCUCUUUCUCAAGAUGAGUGGGGAAAAUUGGAGAAACUUAGCAAGUUUCUUAAGGUGUUUUAUGAUGUGACUUGUUUGUUUUCUGGAACUAAAUACCCUACAGCAAAUUUGUAUUUUCCUCAAGUUUUUGUGGUGGAGGACACUUUGAGAAAGGCAAAGGUUGAUUCAGAUAGUUUCAUGAAAUCUAUGGCAACUCAGAUGAUGGAAAAGUUCGAUAAGUAUUGGAAAGAGUAUAGUUUGAUCCUUGCCAUUGCUGUAAUAUUGGAUCCUAGGGAAAGCAUUAAGUAUGUUAGAGGUUCACAAGCGAGGAAACAGAAAUUCCUAGAUUGUGCUGCACAAGUUUCUUUAGAAUGUAAGAGGGGAUUGCGCCAAGAUGUACCCACUAGAUGGAACUCCACAUUUCUUAUGAUUGACAGUGCCCUUUUUUAUCAACGUGCAUUUCUGCAUUUACAGUUGAGUGAUUCUAAUUACAAACAUUCUCUUUCUCAAGAUGAGUGGGGAAAAUUGGAGAAACUUAGCAAGUUUCUUAAGGUGUUUUAUGAUGUGACUUGUUUGUUUUCUGGAACUAAAUACCCUACAGCAAAUCUGUAUUUUCCUCAAGUUUUUGUGGUGGAGGAUACUUUGAGAAAGGCAAAGGUUGAUUCAGAUAGUUUCAUGAAAUUUAUGGCAACUCAAAUGAUGGAAAAGUUCGAUAAGUUGUAUGGUUACAACUCCGAAGAAAUGACUAAAGUUCGUGAUAUGUUGUUUUCUCUCUUUGAUUUAUACGUUCGGAUAUAUUCUACUUCUGAAUCUGUUUCUGGUACUUCAAGUGUCUCAAGUGGUGCUCGUUCUCAUGUUGAUGACAUGGUUUCUAAAGAAUGCUUGGAUGUUAUGAAGGAAUUUGAUAACUUUGAAAGUGAGGAGUUUACCACUUCUGCCCAAAAGACUCAGUUACAAUUGUACUUGGAUGAGCCCAAAGUUGACAAGAAGACAAAGUUGAAUGUUCUUGAUUUCUGGAAAGCUAAUCAAUUUCGAUAUCCUGAACUAUCAAUUUUGGCACGUGAUUUACUAUCUAUUCCAAUAUCCACAGUUGCAUCUGAGUCAGCAUUUAGUGUUGGUGGUAGAGUGCUUGAUCAGUAUCGUAGUGCUCUUAAGCCUGAAAAUAUUGAGGCACUAAUUUGUACACGUGACUGGAUAUUUGGCGAAGAAAAUUGUACUUUAGCACCCAACUUGGAAGAAUUGACUGAGGAUAUUACCAAGAUGGAAAUAAAUGCUACAAGUUCCGUGGAGGGCUCUAAUACAGUCAUUGUGUUGUAA